CUUGACGUUGUCAGGCUUGAAAUCGCCCGAACUGACCUGCUCCUCUAUCACACAAGCCGCAAUAAUGUCUCACCCUUCUUUGGUGCUUCUCAAUAGGCAUUUGGCACUCAAGGAAAACUCGCCCUUCACUCUUGUAAUUGAUUCGUUGGCGCAGUCUGCGCACCAUCUUCUUCGAGAGUUUGUUCACCGAUGCAACGGGUCUGUGAUUUACCUCUCAUUCGAAACAACGGUGAAACCCAAGUAUGCCACGAGCUUUAUGGACUGCUCUCGGGCAAACCUCAAGCAAAUACAGGAAUUCCUUCAUACUGAGGCUUCAACGAAGACACCAUCAUCGAAAUCCCUAAUCAUCAUUGAUUCCUUGAACUAUUUAGAAGACGAAACACAUGCCCUUUUUGUCUCUGGUAUAGUUCACCAAUCUUACUCGGUGGUAGCUUGCUACCAUAUUAAUGUGCCUACCGUGGAAUCAUCAGGAUAUCCUCAGCCAAUAAAACUUUUGUCAUAUAUUGCCCUGUCAAUAUUCGAGAUAGAACCCCUCCAGGUGCGUGAUCUGGAAGAGUUGGACAGCAAGAUUUCGAAGUUUCAGUUCCCAGCAAAUCUGGGCUUGAAUCUGACGAAGUUCAGAGUUAAUUUCACUAGUCGUCGGAAAUCUGGGAAGUCUCAAACCAAUUCAUUUAUAAUAGACACAGAUUCACAUAAUUAUGAGAUCUACAAGAAGACAAAAGACGAAGAUUUACAAGAGGAUGAAGAGUUACUCAAGGAUUUGACAACUUUCAACUUGACAACAAACUCGAAGCAGAAGCUAGCUAGAGAACAGGUGGAGCUACCGUUCAUGGAGGCGCAAACAGAAUUAGGCAAAUUUGGUGGAGCCAUUGUGUAUGAGUUCGAAAAGGAUGAUGAUUAUGAUGAAGAGGAUCCUUACGAAGAUCCUUUUUAGGUUCUUGAUUUUUUUAUCUUACGUAUUGAUAUAUGGCGAAGCGAGAAACAGAC
Molecule: messenger RNA, 987 nt
Organism: Metschnikowia bicuspidata var. bicuspidata NRRL YB-4993
Lineage: Eukaryota; Fungi; Ascomycota; Pichiomycetes; Serinales; Metschnikowiaceae
Product: Elongator subunit
Exons: 1
Coding region: 65-934 (289 amino acids)
Biological process (GO): tRNA wobble uridine modification
Cellular component (GO): nucleus; cytosol; elongator holoenzyme complex
Molecular function (GO): tRNA binding
Source: RefSeq, a predicted model, not a curated record